CUUGAGCAGUGUUUGGAGUGGUGCAUGUGAAGUCGUCGGGAAGCUGCGUUGCUGCAGAUCCUGACUCAUUUGGGCCCUUCCAUCAUUGCCCGCCACAACCUGGCCCUCACGCGGGACGCUUUUUUGCCAACGACAAACACAGCAACCGCAUCGACAUCGAGUGUCAAUUUCAGCGUGGAACCACAAAAUGACGCGCAAAUGCAUCCUUGCCACCUCGCAGCUCAAUCAGUGGGUGCUCGACUACGACGGCAAUCGGGACCGGAUCAUUGAAGCGAUCAAAACGGCCAAAGCUGCAGGCGCAAGUUUGAUUCUCACGCCCGAGCUAUGCAUUCCCGGAUAUGGCCUGCUGGACCACUUUCUCGAGAACGACGUCUAUGCAAAUUCAUGGGACAUCGCCGCUGAGAUCAUCGCCCAUCCAGAAUGUCAAGAUAUCAUCAUUGAUCUGGGCCUACCAGUCCAGCACCGAGGUUGUAGUUACAAUGCCCGACUCCUCGCUUUGAACGGAGAAGUUCUCGCAAUUCGACCGAAACUCGACCUCUGCAACGAUGGCAACUUCCGUGAGAUGCGUUACUUCUCGCCCUGGCCAAGACAACGCGUAGAGGACUAUCACUUGCCGAAGGUCAUCUCUGCUCUUGCCAAGAACCAGCGCAAGACACGAAUAGGUGAAGUUGCUUUCGAGACGAACGAUGCCUCGUUCGCAUCCGAGACCUGCGAAGAGCUGUGGACUCCAGAUUCUCCGCAUUCUCUGUACUCGCUGGCAGGUAUCGAGAUCGUGCUCAACUCUAGUGGCAGUCACCAUGAACUGCGCAAGCUCGAUACUCGCAUCAACUUGAUCAAGGAAGCCACUGCCAAGACGGGCGGUGUCUACAUGUAUUCAAACCAACGAGGCUGCGAUGGUGACAGGCUGUACUACGACGGAUGUGCUCUGAUCCUGAACUCCGGCCAUGUGCUUGCGCAAGGCUCACAGUUCUCAUUGCGAGACGUGGAAGUACAGACUGCAUUGGUUGACCUCGACGAGAUUUGGUCCUUCCGAACGUCGAAGAGUCGAGGAAUGCAAGCCAACAAUGCACAUGUCCAUAAGCUGGAGCGCAUAUCCGUCGACUUUGAUCUCUGCUCAAGUAAGAUUGAUCCUCUGACGAAAUUGACACCCACAGUGGACCCGCGAUACCAUCUGCCCGAAGAGGAGAUCGCUCUCGGACCGGCGUGCUGGUUAUGGGACUAUCUGCGUAGAUCCAAAGCGGCAGGUUUCCUCGUCCCACUCAGCGGUGGUAUCGACAGCUGCGCCACCGCCACCAUCGUGUUCAGCAUGUGUAGGCUCGUGGUUGCUGAGAUCAAGGCGGGGAACAAGGUAGUCAUCGAGGAUGCCACCCGUCUCUGCAACGGCCAGGAUGUUGCGAGCAUGACUGCCGAACAAAUAUGCGGCAAUAUCUUCAUCACAGCAUUCAUGGGCAUGAAAGAGCAAUCCUCCAAAGAAACCCGCUCACGCGCAAAAGAGCUCGCAGAAGCCAUCGGCUCGCACCACAUCGACACCAACAUCGACCCGAUGGUCAAGGCCCUUCACGAACUCGUCACUGGCAUCAUUCAGAAAGAGCCCAGAUUCAAAGUCCACGGAGGCACCCAAACCGAAAACCUCGCCCUUCAAAACUUCCAAUCCCGUUCCCGCAUGAUCCUCGCCUACGCUCUUGGUCAACUCGUCCCCUGGUCUCUCUCCAAACCCGGCGGCCUUCUCAUCCUCGGCUCCGCCAACGUCGACGAAUGCCUCCGCGGCUACCUCACCAAAUACGACUGCUCAUCAGCAGACAUCAACCCCAUCGGCGGAAUUUCCAAGACCGAUCUCAAACGCUUCAUCGCCUGGUCGGAGACAAACUUCAACCUUCCCAUCCUCCGCCAAUUCCUCGACGCAGUCCCCACCGCCGAACUCGAGCCCAUCACAGAGACUUAUGUCCAGAGCGAUGAAGUCGAUAUGGGUUUCACAUAUGACGAGCUCUCGAUUCUCGGCCGUUUGCGCAAGACAUUCAAACUCGGCACAGUCGGAAUGUUUGAACGUUUAGUCGUCGAAUGGAGCGAGCGACUGGAUCCAAGAGCAGUGUACAAGAAAGUUCGAGAUUUCAUGUACUACUACGCCAUCAAUCGACACAAGAUGACAACUAUGACCCCCGGACUGUACCUCGAGUCGUACACUCCCGACGAUAAUCGAUACGAUCUCCGGCCAUUUCUGUAUCCGAGGUUUGCGUUUGAGCAUCGGAAGAUCGAAGGCAUGUUGGAGAAGAUCGAGCAGAAAAAUGGGACGACUGCGAAGCACAAUGGACAGUAGACUGUUCUGCACGGACUUCUUGCAUCGACGCUUGAAGAGAAUGGGCCUUGACCAGAAAGCUCCGUACUUUGUCAACAUCCAAAAAGGUCGAGCAGCGGGACCGAGUGCGUGGCAUUCGACGCUCCUCUCCCUCACACGCCUGAUGGUGAUGAACCUGUCAGCCAGCAACUUCAUAUAGACCACUGUCACAGUGAUAUCAUCGCCUUGGCAUACAGUAGAUGUUUGUUUUCCUGGUUGUAUACCCAGAGUCUCAAAAGCCGAGUUUAUAUGAUUUUCCGCGAGCUGAAGCCUGACCGAGAGCCGUACAACCCAACAACAUCGAGGCAUCUAAUAACAUAAUCCAAGUAUAACAGGG
Cercospora beticola is the source of this 2669-nucleotide messenger RNA. It is a transcript of the gene QNS1, whose product is annotated as glutamine-dependent NAD(+) synthetase. Gene Ontology annotation, molecular function: glutaminase activity; ATP binding; NAD+ synthase (glutamine-hydrolyzing) activity. Gene Ontology annotation, biological process: NAD+ biosynthetic process. Lineage: Eukaryota; Fungi; Ascomycota; Dothideomycetes; Mycosphaerellales; Mycosphaerellaceae. The record is from RefSeq and is a predicted model, not a curated record. Gene Ontology annotation, cellular component: cytoplasm.